This is a messenger RNA of Heterocephalus glaber (naked mole-rat), 331 nucleotides long. The record is from RefSeq and is a predicted model, not a curated record. NCBI's taxonomy places the organism in Eukaryota, Metazoa, Chordata, Mammalia, Rodentia, Bathyergidae.
AUACAAAAAAACAUACAUACAUACAUACAUACGUACAUAAAUGAAUACACCCUUUCCAGGGUGAUGACCUCCCCAAGAGAACAUGCCUUUCACAAAAGAUCUCCUUCAUCCCUCUCCAGAGAAGAGGAAGCACAAGAAGAAGCACCUGGUGCAGAGCCCCAAUUCCUACUUCAUGGGCGUGAAGAGCCCAGGAUGCUAUAAAAUCACCACAGUCUUUAGCCAUGCACAGAUGGUAGUUUUGUGUCUUGGCUGCUCCACUGUCCUCUGGCAGCCUAUAGAAGGAAAAGUAAGGCUCACAGAAAGAUGCUCCUUCAGGAGGAAGCAGCACUAA